UCCACAAAGCAGUAGCAGGUAAAGAGCUGCCGUCUCUCGGUGAGUUGUUGUAAAUGCAACUACCAAUCGUAAAUUAUUCCGAUGCGAUCAUAUGCAAACCCUCACAUUCACUAUGUUCCACAUUACUUGGAUCUAGACUUGGAGUUUAGAAGGAAACGUGGGAGAACAAACGGAAAACUCAACUGUCAGCUGUGCGAGAAAGCCGACCUCACAGCCCGGCUUCCGGGGAUUCAGGGGCCGCUUCGUAACUUGACGGCAGAGACUUCGGUCGGUAGUUCAGGAGAAAAGUGUGACAGACUUCCAACUCUUAAAUUCAGCACCUUUCGUCAUGUCAAGAAAGCUACAACGGACAGAAGUCUGCGCCGAUUGCAGUGCGCCAGAUCCGGGCUGGACCAGUAUCAACCGAGGGGUCCUGAUCUGUGAUGAGUGCUGUUCAGUCCACCGCAGCUUAGGCCGGCACAUCUCCAUAGUCAAGCACCUGAGGCACAGUGGUUGGCCUCCCGCGCUACUGCAGAUGGUUCAGACAUUGGCCAGUAAUGGAGCCAACUCUAUAUGGGAACACAGUCUCCUGGAUCCAGCUCAGGUGCAGAGCGGUCGUAGAAAACCCAAUCCCCAGGACAAAGUCCAUCCCACUAAGUCAGAGUUUAUUAGAGCCAAAUAUCAGAUGCUGGCCUUUGUGCACAAGUUGCCCUGCCGCGAUGAUGAUGGUGUCACAACCAAGGACCUCAGCAAGCAACUCCACUCAAGUGUUCGGACGGGAAGUUUAGAGACAUGUCUGCGGCUGCUGUCCCUUGGCGCUCAGGCCAACUUCUUCCAUCCGGAGAAAGGCACAACUCCGCUCCAUGUAGCAGCCAAGGCAGGUCAGAUUCUACAGGCCGAGCUGCUUGUGGUGUAUGGCGCCGAUCCUGGAGCCCCAGACGUAAACGGGCGCACGCCAAUAGACUACGCUAGACAGGCAGGCCAUAUAGAGUUAGCAGAGCGACUGGUGGAGUGUCAGUAUGAGCUGACAGACAGACUAGCCUUCUACCUGUGCGGUCGACGCCCAGAUCACAAGAAUGGUCAUUACAUCAUUCCACAAAUGGCAGACAGAGCUCGUCCUAAGUGCCCGACUCAGAGUUUGGAUCUCUCAGAACUGGCAAAGGCCGCCAAAAAGAAGCUCCAAGCGCUGAACAACCGUCUGUUUGAGGAGCUAGCGAUGGACGUCUAUGAUGAGGUGGAUCGCAGAGAGAAUGAUGCAGUGUGGCUGACAACCCAGAACCACAGCACCCUGGUAACAGAACGCAGCGCAGUGCCUUUCCUACCAGUCAAUCCCGAAUACUCUGCCACACGUAACCAGGGACGACAGAAGCUGGCGCGUUUCAAUGCACGGGAGUUUGCCACACUCAUCAUCGACAUUUUGAGUGAUGCCAAAAGGAGGCAGCAGGGAAAAGGUCUCAGCAGCCCUACUGACCCAUUGGACCUGGGCAUAGAUGAUGACCAACACGAUUAUGACAGUGUGGCAUCCGACGAAGACACAGACAGUGAGCUGACUACUCAGAACAACAACAGCACACAGCGUAGCAACCGUGCAAAGAGUAUGGACUCAUCAGACUUGUCAGAUGGCCCCAUUACCCUGCAGGAGUACCUGGAGGUGAAGAAAGCGCUUGCCUCCUCAGAAGCCAAAGUUCAACAGCUGAUGAAGGUCAACAACAAUCUGAGUGAAGAGUUGCGACGGCUCCAGAAGGAGAUCACACGGAUGCAGACAGAGAACAGUGCACUGCGAGGAGGCCAGCAGGCUGGAGGGGCUGUCGGCCACGGGGUCGGGGGGCCUGGUGGAGGAGCAGGGGGAGGAGGCCAUAGGCCAGUGGGCGGGGCGAGAGGAGGAAUUGCAGUAGGGGGAAGUCUGAGUGGGUUUGGGCAAGGCUCAGAGUCCCCUGGAUUCUCAGUGCCCUCAAGUGCCCCCCAUUCACAUCGUAGGGACCGCCAAGCAUUUUCAAUGUAUGAGCCAGGGGCAGCUCCCGGCCCAACAGCCCAUGGUCCCCCAGCCCUGGACUCCUUGGCAGCCCGCCUGCAGCCCCUCAACACACCCAGUGUAAGGAAGGGUGGUACGGGGGGUGCAGCACUAUAUGGGGGCCAACAUCUCUCUGGAUCCACAGAGAUGGGCAGGUACAUGGUCCCUAAAGCAGAGAAGCAUGGCAGCGGCACAGACAGUGACUACGACAACACACAAACAUACGACAUCUCACAAAGUAUGGGCCGCAGCAGUGAGGAGGAAGGCCGCGGGGAAUCUGAAGAGGGGGGAGGCGGGGGUGGUGGGGAGGCGGGGGAGCCGGACCCUACCUUGCCCUGUACAGAGGAUGUAAUAUUAAAAACUGAACAGGUGACCAAGAACAUCCAGGAACUUCUCAGGGCAGCUCAGGAGUUCAAACAUGACAGCUUUGUUCCAUGUUCUGAGAAGAUCCACUCGGCUGUCACUGAGAUGGCUUCACUCUUCCCAAAACGCCCGGCCCUGGAUGCAGUCCAUUGCUCACUCCGCUUGCUGGCUUCCAGCGCCUCACGGCUGCAGGUGGAGUGCCAUAAGGCGGCGCCAUCAGACCCUGGAGCUCCUGCAGUGGACUACCAACUCCUCACACAGCAGGUCAUCCAGUGCGCCUAUGACAUUGCCAAGGCUGCCAAACAGCUAGUCACCAUAACCACUCGUGAGAAGAAACAGUGACCUAUGGAUGGGCAGAGCGGGAAGAGGGAGGGAGGCGGGUUCUGUACAUGGAGGGGCUCUGAGGCCAGGGUGGAAGAGAGGAACACAUCACAGUUGUGGACGGGAGGAUGAGGGAGGGGGGAGUGACAAGAGAAUGAUGGGCAGAUCAGGAGAGGAAGACAAAGGAAGUUGGAUAGGAAUCAGAUGAAGUUAAGGAUUACUGAUUGUUCGCAACAUGACAGAUGGAAUGGUGUCAGACUGGAAAGUGAUUCCGUGAGGUGAAAGUUGGGAAGGACGAGUGGAACCUCGGAGCGGCAAAGUCGGCAUCAGGUGUGUGCCAUGUGCACGGAGGUGACAGUGUCCAGCCAAACAGAUCCUGCGAUAUUCUUACCGCUUUAUUUAUUCUCGCUGUCCCUCCACCUCCCGCCUGUCCACAUCCAGCACUGUCCUUGAGGAGUCAGACUCUUCCUCCUUCCCUCUGUGCCCCUCCCUUUGCUCCUCUCUCUGACCCCAUCUUGUCUCGCUGCAGACAGGAUGAGUUCCUGGUGCCGAGGAAGACCCACAGGAGCACCUGCCCCCCUUCACCUUCAGCCCGUCAGUCCCACUUGGUACACGGCAUGAUCUGGCAUGUUUUCAUUUCUUUCUCUUCUUUGAUUUUUACUUAUUUUUUUAAUAAGCAGGUCAAUUUGAUCUGCACCUCUGAAGACAAAAAUGACUGACUUACAAAAAAGCAAAACACUUACACUGGAAUAAUUGUGAUUUAUUGUUUUGUCAUGCUUAUUGUUUUUGUAUGGAUAUUUUUACUGACGUCUUGAUUUAACUGUUAGUUUAUUUUAUUGUCUCGAUUGCGUUCCGUUGUGUUGAACGGGGAGAUUGUGGGGGUGUGAGUUCAGCCACUUACUGGGAUCUGAAUACAAAUUUAAACACGA
Molecule: messenger RNA, 3603 nt
Organism: Thalassophryne amazonica
Lineage: Eukaryota; Metazoa; Chordata; Actinopteri; Batrachoidiformes; Batrachoididae
Gene: git1
Product: G protein-coupled receptor kinase interacting ArfGAP 1
Exons: 21
Coding region: 329-2695 (788 amino acids)
Biological process (GO): brain development; regulation of ARF protein signal transduction
Molecular function (GO): protein binding; GTPase activator activity
Source: RefSeq, a predicted model, not a curated record